Messenger RNA from Lindgomyces ingoldianus, 1014 nucleotides. Its product is annotated as Di-copper centre-containing protein. The coding region runs from base 1 to 1014 and encodes 337 amino acids. The record is from RefSeq and is a predicted model, not a curated record. Gene Ontology annotation, molecular function: oxidoreductase activity. The transcript is spliced from 3 exons. NCBI's taxonomy places the organism in Eukaryota, Fungi, Ascomycota, Dothideomycetes, Pleosporales, Lindgomycetaceae.
AUGGUAUCUUCUACACUUUCAUUUCUUGUGUUGAUUACAGCUACCACUUUGGCGGCUGCCGUCCCUCAUUCGCGUUUGGCGAGUCGUGCCUCCACCUGUACUACGAAAUCACAGCGGAAAUCAUGGACUACCCUCACCAACACCGAAAAGGCAGCCUACAUUGAAGCUGAACUUUGCCUCAUGAACUCCCCAACAAAAGGCUUUGUCGCGGACGCAGUCUCGAGAUGGGACGAUCUUACCUGGGCACAUCUAAAUCAAUCAAACUACAUCCAUGACGUAGGCCAAUUCCUUCCGUGGCACCGAUACUUCAUGUAUACACACGAGUAUCUUCUGAAAACCGAGUGCAACUAUACUGGUACUCAGCCGUACUGGGAUGAAGAGGCAGACUCGGACGCCCUCGUAGAUUCGGAUGUUUUCGAUCCCGAUACUGGAUUCGGCGGAAAUGGCGUCUCUUCGAACACGAGUGACUACGCUUGCAUUGCGGACGGUCCGUUCGUAAAUGUGACUUUGGCUAUGGGCCCAGAGUACACCAACACGAACCAUUGUAUCUACCGCGAGUUCAGCGCAACUUCUUUCAUGUGGGCGAAUUCUACUUACCUCGACCAAUGCAUGGCCGAGGAGAAUUAUACGUCCGCAUAUCCCUGCUUCUCCUCCUGGCCCCAUACAUCCGGUCAUGCUGGUGUCGGUGGAUCGAUGCUGGAUAUCGUAGCAAGUCCUGGAGAACCUCUCUUUUUCCUCCACCACACAAACCUCGACCGACUUUGGUGGAUCUGGCAGUCCAAGAACCUCACUACCCGCCUGACUGAUAUGGGCGGACAAAACAUUCCCGACGACGAUUACUUGGCUUCGAUGGGUAUGCCGUACCCUGACGCGUCUUUGACCAACUACUCUGGGGAUCCUGGAAAUGUCACCACGCUUACACAUGUCCUCUGGAUGUCUGGUUUGGUCCCGAAUGUUACGGUGGGCGAUGUCAUGGAUAUUGGUGGGGAUUUGCUCUGCUUCGAAUAUGUCUAG